This is a messenger RNA of Limanda limanda (common dab), 1434 nucleotides long. It is a transcript of the gene runx2b, whose product is annotated as RUNX family transcription factor 2b. Gene Ontology annotation, biological process: regulation of cell differentiation; neuron differentiation; hemopoiesis. The transcript is spliced from 7 exons. The coding region runs from base 1 to 1434 and encodes 477 amino acids. Gene Ontology annotation, molecular function: ATP binding; RNA polymerase II cis-regulatory region sequence-specific DNA binding; DNA-binding transcription factor activity, RNA polymerase II-specific. The record is from RefSeq and is a predicted model, not a curated record. NCBI's taxonomy places the organism in Eukaryota, Metazoa, Chordata, Actinopteri, Pleuronectiformes, Pleuronectidae. Gene Ontology annotation, cellular component: nucleus.
AUGGCAUCGAACAGCCUUUUCAGCACAGUGACACCAUGUCAACAAAACUUCUUCUGGGAUCCCAGCGCCAGCCGGAGGUUCAGCCCGCCGUCCAGCAGCCUCCAGCCGGUCCCCGGGAAGAUGAACGAUGGCAGCUCCCCGGGCGGGCAGCAGGACGCGGCGGCGGUGCCCAGGCUGCGGCCCCACGAGAACCGCAGCAUGGCCGAGAUCAUCGCCGACCACCCGGCCGAGCUGGUGCGCACCGACAGCCCCAACUUUCUGUGCUCGGUGCUGCCCUCCCACUGGCGGUGCAACAAGACGCUGCCUGUCGCCUUCAAGGUGGUCGCCCUGGGAGACGUAACUGAUGGGACUGUUGUCACGGUAAUGGCAGGAAACGAUGAGAACUACUCCGCCGAGCUGCGGAAUGCCUCAGGUGUGAUGAAGAACCAAGUAGCGCGUUUCAACGACCUCCGCUUCGUGGGCCGCAGUGGCAGAGGCAAGAGCUUCAUGCUGACAAUCACAGUAUUCAGUAACCCACCACAAGUGGCCACUUACCACCGAGCCAUAAAGGUCACCGUGGACGGACCGCGUGAGCCCAGGAGGCAUCGUCAAAAACUCGAGGACCCCCCAAAGGCGGGUCUCUUCUCCGACCGCCUCAGUGAGCUGGAGAGGAUGAGGGUGAGGGUCAGCGUGCCCACUCAGGGCCCUCGGCCAAAUCUCAACACAGGGCCCAACUCCUUCAACCCACAGGGUCAGACGCAGAUAACAGACCCUCGUCAGUCCCAGUCCUCUCCUCCCUGGUCCUAUGAGCAGACGUACCCGUCCUACCUGAGUCCCAUGGCGUCCCCCUCGGUCCACUCCACCGCCCCCCUCUCCUCCAGCCGCGGCACAGGCCUGCCUGCCAUCAGCGACGUGUCCCGACGGUUGCCAGAAAGUGAUUCAUGUUGUGUGUGUUUGUGUGUUUGUGUGUCUUUAGGUUCCUCCGACCUGAGCCCGUUCCCUGGUCAGUUUGAGCGUCAGUUCCCGGGCCUGUCCUCCCUCACAGAGACCCGCUUCCCCAGCCCUCGGAUGCACUACCCGGGUACCUUCACCUACACCCCGCCGGUCACCUCCGCCAUGUCGCUGGGCAGCACCCACUACCACACCUACCUUCCCCCUCCAUACCCGGGCUCCACCCAGACCCAGAGUGGACCCUUCCAGACCAGCAGCACGCCAUAUCUCUACUACGGGGCCUCGUCCGGCUCCUACCAGUUCUCCAUGGUCCCUGGCGGCGAUCGCUCACCCUCCCGCAUGAUCCCGCCUUGCACUAGCGCCUCCACGGGCACCUCCCUGGUGAACCCCAACCUGCCCAGCCAGACGGAGGGAGGCGUGGACGGCGACGGGAGCCACAGCAACUCCCCGACGGUCCUGAACCCCGGAGGCCGCAUGGAUGAAGCCGUCUGGAGGCCAUAUUGA